Molecule: messenger RNA, 2003 nt
Organism: Linum trigynum
Lineage: Eukaryota; Viridiplantae; Streptophyta; Magnoliopsida; Malpighiales; Linaceae
Source: the annotation of a GenBank genome assembly
CUAAUCUAGUCGAAUUCGAGCCAAUAUCAAAGAUAUUAUUUUCAUCCCUACUUUUAUGUUUUUAUUCUCCUUUUAUCUCAACUCUUGGAUCAAGCAUGAAAAAGAUUUUUUUUUUUUUGGGCCAUUAGAUUCCUCUGGAGAAGAGGUAGAACAAAGUUCACCGAUACAAAGACACUACCGACUACCUAACCAAGCAACAAAGUCGAACCUCUGAAGAACCCGAGGCGACAAAACCAGAGCAUGACGAGCUACCGAAUGAAUUGUUCUAUUAUUAGUUCUACCUACGAAACAUAGUGAAACCGAAGGGGAAAAAACUUGAAGCAGAAGAGCAAUCUCUUGAAGAAGAAUCACAAUCUUCGAAUCACUAGUUUCGCCUGCUCGACAUUUAUCAAUCAGAUUUUUAGCAUCACCUUGAACGCAAAGAUUCAGCAAUCUGUGCUGAGUACAGUGUCGAAGGCAGUCUCGAAGAGCCAAAGCUUCAAGCACAUACCGAUCAGACACAUCCAUCAUAACGAGAAUGGGGUUGGCUCGAGAAGAUCCGGACAAACCAGCCCAAUUAUUUUUUUUUUAAAGAGCCCACGCUGUACAUGGGCGCUGAGCCGUGCUUGGGCCGGCACGGGCACGUUUCGGGCCCAUUUAUUUCGUGGCGUGCCAUGCAAGCCCAUUUGUUAACUUUGCUAGGCCCAGCCCAGGCCCCGGCACGGUUCGAAUCGUGUCGUGCCUAUUCGUGCUCAUGUCGUACUCGUAUUCGUGUUUAAUGAAAAGGACGAAAACAAAAGAGAGAAUGAAAACGAAGGUGAAAAUUGGACGGGGGAAGAUAGUAUUAACCUAUAAUGUUUGAGAAAAGUAACAGAUAAGGGGGAAAAGAAAAUUGAAAGUAUAGGGAAUGUGAUUGGGCUUUGUAUAAUUCUUUGUCAAUUUCUACUUAUGUUAGUAAUUACGUAUAUAUCUUUAUGACACUUCUAACAACAACAAAUAAUUAUUUUUCUACUUGUGUUUUGUAAUAUUUGAACCUGUAAUUCUUUUUAUAUUUAUUUUCUAUCAAAUAAAUAAUAUUUUCGUGCCAUGUAUGUUCUUAUAUUAUAUAAAAUAUCAAAAAUAUUAGGUUCGACACGACUCACUAAUAUACCGUGUCGUACCCGUACUCAUUCUGGUGCCCAUGAAGUUUAGACCCGGCACGAUCUACAAAUUAUUCGUGCGGGCUUCAUUUAUUCCGUUCUCGUGCUGUCGUGGCCACGUACAGCCCACGCCCAGCCGUACUAGAGAAAAGUUCGCCCUCCUACGAAUCCGACGGUGACUAGGCCAAGGAACGAAGAUAACGUUAUCCAUCACUCCCCACCGGAGACGUCGCCACGUAGGACACACAAUCGAGAUCACCUACUCCCCCAUUUUUCAUAUCUCAAUUCCUCACCUCUCAUUUCCCCGCAUCCUAAACAAAUACCCUAAAACCUCCCUCCUUACUAAUCGUCUUUGUUUCUCGGCGAGAAAAGUCACGAACCAAAACCUCCAGUCCAGAGAGCGCUAAGAAGACAACUCACAAACCCUCUCAGAGAAGAAAUGGCCGCUUCCACUUCAGCCGUGUCGAUGUCCAUGCCCCUGACUUACGCCAGCCAGAACAAGAUUGCGGCGCCGCAGGGGGGCUUCAUGUCGUUCAAGCCACUGCCGCCGGCAACCCCGUCGUCGUCGUCGUCGUCCAACGCCGGAAGGGCCAGAUCCCAAGUCGUCAGGGCUUCCCUCAGGGAGAAGGCCGUCACCGGAUUGACCGCCGCCGCGCUCACGGCUUCCAUGGUCAUCCCCGACGUGGCGGAGGCCGCCGAGGUCAGCCCUUCGCUCAAGAACUUCUUGCUCAGCAUCAUCGCCGGCGGCGUCGUGCUCACCGCCAUCAUCGGCGCCAUAGUUGGCGUGUCCAACUUCGACCCUGUCAAGCGGACCUAAGGCACGCACAAGAAGUGGGGUCGCAGUUUGUUUGUAAUACUUUUAAUGAAGAAACGCUGAAGGGAUGG